Messenger RNA from Brettanomyces bruxellensis, 5313 nucleotides. RefSeq lists its product as uncharacterized. Gene Ontology annotation, cellular component: plasma membrane. The record is from RefSeq and is a predicted model, not a curated record. Gene Ontology annotation, biological process: post-Golgi vesicle-mediated transport; endocytic recycling; phospholipid translocation. Bases 1 to 5313 code for a protein of 1770 amino acids. The transcript has a single exon. Gene Ontology annotation, molecular function: magnesium ion binding; ATPase-coupled intramembrane lipid carrier activity; ATP hydrolysis activity. Lineage: Eukaryota; Fungi; Ascomycota; Pichiomycetes; Pichiales; Pichiaceae.
AUGGCUGGAUAUGUGCCCAAGAUCAACCUUGGAAAAUCAAAUCUUGAAGAAACUAACGAAAAUCGCACCGAAACCCAUGGAAUAGCAAAGCCGGUGAAAACCCGUAAAAGAGGGUUCAGUUUUCGAACACAGGUUAGUCCCCAGAAGCAGGAACCCGGAACUGGGCGAUCACGUGCUUCGAGCAUUCGUAGUAUUCGAAGUACACAGUCAUUACUUCCGCAUACUCGUCUUCAUCAAGGUUCAAGUUCUUCAUCUUCAAUGUCGAAAUCUACAAUUGAUGCCUCAUCGGUUGCGCAGGUGUUGAAAUCGACACAACCUGGCUUCUCGAAGCAGGAAAACGGCGAGAAUAUAGAACUUAGAAAAGUUGACCAGACGUACAAUCCUGGUGACUGGACUGGCUUUAGAAAUACAGACGAUUCUAACGAAGAAGAUACACAUUCACUGGUUGGUGCACAGACUAGUUCCGAUUCUAUGACUGGAUCUGGUUCCGGAAAUGGCUCUGGCUCUGGUUCCUGGAGCAAUAGCAACAAACGAGAAACGCGUGGCCCCAAUUUUGGACUGUUGAACAGCCAUAUGACCAACGAUUCGACGAUGGAUUUAGGGCACGAGCCCAGUUACGACCUGAAAUCUGGCAAGACGGUCAAAAAACAGCAGAUUGUUCGCAAGUUAAACUUAUUACAUUCUCUUAUAAAUAUUCUUCUUGGCAGAUCUGAGCCUCUUCCUUCACUUGGAGGAAGACAGAUCCCCAUUACUGUGAAUAUCGGUCGUGUCGCGACGGAGUUUGCAACCACGCGAGAUCGGCAUGGGAAUUAUCAGCUUGUUGAUGAGAGAAAAGGAUCUCCUUAUUUAAACAACACGAUUACGUCCUCAAAAUAUACCGUGUUUAGUUUUCUUCCGCGGCAGUUGUUUGCCCAGUUUUCCAAGCUUGCCAACUGCUACUUCUUCAUAGUUGCGAUAAUGCAGCUUGUUCCAUCGUGGUCGACGACUGGUACAACAACCACUAUUAUUCCACUUGCUGUGUUUAUGUCCAUAUCUAUUGCCCGAGAAGGUUGGGAUGAUCUCCGGCGUCAUAGGCUUGAUAAACUAGAAAAUGACCAUAUGACAAGUGUAGUGAGUGAGGGGACCAGCGAGGUGCCUAUGAAGCCGUAUAAGGAUCAUCAGGCUUCCCGAAUGUCAAGAUCGAUGUCUGCAAGUAGAGUAAAUGCUUCAGAUUUUUCAGAUGGCAGCGACCAUGACAGCUCGGCGGCUAACUCGUUUAUGAACGAGGAUUUGAUGGCAGAUGAGGGAAUAAUCGUGAAGCGUACUCGAUGGAGAGACCUCAAGGUGGGUCAGAUCGUCAAGUUGAGUUGUAAUGAAUGGGUUCCGGCAGACAUUGUUUUAUUGACAAGCAACAACCCGUUGGGUGAGACGUUUGUGGAAACUAUGGCAUUGGAUGGAGAGACAAACCUUAAAAGUAGAAUGCCCAACACAGAGCUGCACAACCUGGCAAACAACGUCAAAAGUCUGUAUGGGUUGCAGGCUAGGGUGAGAAGUGAAGAUCCAAAUCUUGACUUGUACAAUUUUGAAGGUUCGUUGAACGUUGCCGAUUCCACUACACAUGAGAGCAGGAAGUUCCCGCUAGGUCCAGAGAAUGUGAUUUAUAGAGGCUCGAUUAUCCGGAAUACAAAGUGCUGCAUGGGAAUAGUGAUAUUCACAGGUGAAGAGACGAAGAUUCGUAUGAAUGCAAUCAAGAGGCCUCGUAUUAAGGCUCCGAAAAUGCAGAAGACCAUCAACCAUAUUGUUAUUUUUAUGGUGUUUGUGGUGAUAUGUCUUUCGGCGUUCAGUAUGAUGGGCGAAAGAUUGUUGUACCACGAUUACGACAAGAAGAACUGGUACAUAUACCAGGAGGAUGCUGGUGUUGCAGCCACAUUGAUGGGCUACAUUAUCAUGCUGAAUACUUUAAUUCCGCUUUCAUUGUAUGUGACGACGGAAAUUAUCAAGGUCAUGCAGCUGGUUCUUUUGCAGUGGGAUAUCGACAUGUAUGAUCCCGAUUCAAAUACUCCAGCUGAGGCCAGAACAGCAACCAUUUUGGAAGAGUUAGGGCAGGUCAGCUAUAUAUUUUCUGACAAGACCGGCACUUUGACCGAUAACAUGAUGCUUUUUAGGAAGUUGUCUGUUGGUGGUGUUGCCUGGGACCAUGAUGUGAAUGAAAGGCUUCAGAAGGAGGCAGAAAGUGCAGAAAGUGUAGAAAGUGCCGGUGGAGAAGGAGGUGAUGACACUAAAAGUGAUGCAGAGUUGUUCAGACCUCCAAAUGCACUUUCAAAGCUCCGAUCGGCCUCUCCGCGCCCAAGUGAAGAGGUUCUUGGAAGAGGAUCAGUGACAUUUGCCGGUCGACCAAGUAUGGCAUCUUUAAGCAGAGGCAACAUCAAGAAAUCCGGUGCCGUACCAUCUCGGAAGUUGAGCACUGCCAGUACGAAAAGUCGUGGAAGUGCAUCGUCGAGUCUAAAAUCGUCGGUGGAUCUGAUCCAAUAUAUUCAGACACACCCACAGACCUUGUAUGCAAGAAAGGCAAAGAUGUUUCUGCUUUCGAUGGCUCUUUGCCAUACGUGUCUUCCUAAGAAAGUGGGUGAAAAUGGUGGUCAGGGCUCAUCUGAAAGUGGUAAUGAGGAGGAAGAGGAUGAAGACGGUGCUAUUGAGUAUCAGGCAUCAUCACCAGACGAGUUAGCCUUAGUCCAGGCUGCAAGUGACAUGGGCUUUGUGUUUUUCUCUAGGAAAAGAGACAAUGUCACACUCAAGUUGUAUCCGAAUGGAUUCGACAAGGAUCCUGCUUAUGAGGAGUACAAGAUUCUCGAUGUGGUGGAUUUCAGUUCUUCAAGGAAGAGGAUGUCCGUCAUUGUGAAAUUCCCGAAUAACCGGAUCUACGUUCUGUGUAAAGGUGCAGAUAACGUGAUCAUGAAAAGAUUGCAGGCAAGACAUAUCGCUGAGGCUAAAAAAGAGCAGCUUUCCAAAAGCAUCACUGAAAGAAAGCAGAUGGAAGCAGACUUGGUUCUCAGCAACAGAUCUAUGGAUAUAGCAUCUGCCAACGGGGGAAGAGUGUCUGGAAUGAGUAAACCAAGAGUUUCAAGCAUGAGUUUUUCUCCUCCUUCUCCAUUUGCCGGCUCUGGUCCUAAGCUUUCGAUUUCUUCUCUAACAGACAAUGAGAAUGAAAACAGAGAAGUUCAACAGGUUCUGGAGCAAUCUCGCCGUUCGAUGAAUUUGCAACAGCGUCAAAAGUUCAAAGAGAGCAGUUACAUUCCAUCGGACAAGUUGUUGGUGAAUGAGGAGUUUGUGAUUGAGAGAACGCUUCAGCAUGUUGAUGAGUUCUCGUCGGACGGUUUGAGAACUUUGCUUUAUGCGUGCAAACCAAUUACGCAGGCUGAAUUUGAUACCUGGGAGGCCAAGUAUGGAGCUGCAAAGAUGGCAGUUAAGAAUAGAUCCAAGAAAGUCGAGGAAACUGGUGGAGAAAUUGAGGAGAGUGGAUUUAGCCUUUUGGGAUGUACUGCAAUUGAGGAUAAAUUGCAGGCGGGUGUUCCUGAGACAAUCGAGAAACUCCGGCGGGCCGGACUUAAGAUGUGGAUGUUGACUGGCGAUAAAAGAGAAACUGCAAUUAACAUCGGUUACUCGUGCAAGUUGAUCAAGGACUACUCGAAAGUGGUAAUUUUGUCGAUUGAGAAAAACACAAUAUCCGAGUUGAGCACGAUCAUGAAUGCGGCCGAAAUUGAGCUCGAUGAGGGUAAUGUUGCACACUGCGUUGUAGUUAUUGAUGGUCCCACUCUAUCGGCUAUAGACGAGGAUAUGACGAUUAUGUCUGUGUUCAUUUCGCUAGGAGUGAAGGCCGAUUCAGUCAUUUGCUGUAGGGCAAGCCCUUCCCAAAAGGCUUCACUUGUGGGCAGAGUUCGAAACUUGAAAAAAGGUAAAGUUACUCUUGCCAUUGGUGAUGGUGCCAAUGAUAUUGCCAUGAUCCAAAAUGCUGAUGUUGGUGUUGGAAUCACGGGAAAAGAAGGCCUUCAGGCCGCAAGAGUCUCUGACUACUCGAUUGCACGGUUUAGAUUUUUGCAAAAACUUCUUUUUGUCCAUGGCAGGUAUAACUAUGUGCGAACGUCGAAGUUUGUUCUUUGCACGUUUUACAAAGAGCUCAUGUUUUAUCUUACGCAGUUCCUUUACCAGAGAUACACCUUGUACACUGGUUCGUCGUUGUACGAGCCAUGGUCUUUAUCCAUGUACAACACGUUGUUCACAUCUUUGCCGGUGAUGUUUGUUGGUAUGUUCGACAUGGAUUUGCGUUCUUCAACUUUGAUUGCGGUUCCCGAGUUGUAUGCCAUUGGUAGAGAAGGCCAAGCAUUCAGUUUAAAAGUUUUCUUGCAGUGGAUAAUUUUGAGUGCAUCGCAGUCGGUGACGUUGUUCUUUACCAUGGUGUACAUCUAUGGCUUCAAUGCAACUAUGGACAAUACCACAUAUCCACUUGGAAAUGUCAUAUAUACCGCAAUAGUGUUUUUGGUGUCCACUAAAUGCUGUCUAAUUGAGACGCACAACAUCUCUAAAGUCCCCGUUAUAGCCUGGGUUAUUUCAGUGGGUGGAUGGCUUACCUGGCUUAUUUUACUUGUUGGACUUAACCUUAAUCGUCUCCCAAAGAUCUUUUAUGUGAGAUAUGGUCUUCUCUACCAUUUUGGUCGCGACCCUACGUUUUGGGCCAGUAUAUUGGCACUCAUAUUUGUUGGUCUCUUUAUGGAUGUAAUAUACCACUUCUUGCGUGGAUGGUUGCAUCCAACAGAUACGGAUAUUUUCCAGCAGUUGGAACAGGAUCCAAAUGUGAGGCAAAAACUAGAACUCUUGUCGUAUGGAUCGCUUAAACAAGGCUGGUGCUGGCUUCACCAAGAUCAAUUAGAAGAAAAUACCAUAAAGAGAUGGCCUAAAUCUCGUCGUGUUGCUCAUGAAGUCAGCUCAUUUAUGCGUAAAGGUUCUGCACACACUUCGAAGGCCACACGCAAAAGAAGAGACAUGAUGGUUGAUCCUCAAAAGCCACUUCCACAAUCUCCUAAGGCUGUUACUGUUCAUGCAACGGAGAGAUAUAACGAUGUUAUGCUUCCUUCAGGUAAAAUAGUUAGGAUUAGAAAGCAGCAAAAAGAUUCUUAUGGAGGAGGAGAUACUGUUGGAAGCAGAAGGCCAAGAAGCAGAAGCAAGAUUACAGGGAUGUUCACGAGAAAUAAGAAUAAAAACAGCAUUGUGGAAGAAACUGGAGAACUUAACAUCGAUGAAGUUUUACAGAGAAGGAUGAAAGAUUUAGAAGAGCAGUAA